Molecule: messenger RNA, 593 nt
Organism: Vigna umbellata (rice bean)
Lineage: Eukaryota; Viridiplantae; Streptophyta; Magnoliopsida; Fabales; Fabaceae
Source: RefSeq, a predicted model, not a curated record
UGUAAAUUAAUGGGUAUUCUGGGGGAAAGUAAGUAUGUGCAGUGUUCAAAACGAAUUGUUUAAAUUAAUAUUUGUUUUGUUCCAUAUGUUGGAUUAUCACCAGGAGGAGGGGGACCUACUAUGGGAAUACAAUGUUGGACAUCCAAUUACAGCAUCUGCUUAUGUUGACGAGCACUUGCUGGUAGAGUCUGAUGCUUCCAAUUCCUCAGACAGGCUAAUUUGCAUUUGUUCCAGUUCUGGAGGCAUACACCUUCUUCGAGUGAAUAUGAAUCUCUCCAAAGAUACUUAUCAACAAAGAAAUGUGCAAGAAUUUGCAAGGCUAAACUUGGCAGGGGAUAUAUUCUCUUCACCUAUAAUGAUUGGUGGUCGGAUUUUUGUUGGUUGUCGGGAUGACUACUUGCAUUGUAUUGCCCUUGAAAUUUCUAAACAACAAGAAACUUAAAGUUUAUAUAUUUUAAAUUUGGUGCACUGUGUAGGUGGACUGAUUCUGUUUGUAAAGUCUGAAAUGUAUUCAAAAUCUUUAACUUAUGUUAGACUUUUAAUCUACAGUUCUAUAGUGAUAAAAAUGAAAGAAUGAAUAAAAAAAAAUUAUU